AGAGAGCGCGCGUCAAAAAAAAAAAAAAAAAUCCAACGGCAAAUGUACUAGGGCCGGCGCACGGGAAAGCAAGCAGACGAGCGACGGCUGCAGCGCCGCCCUUCGCCUCCAAACCAGGGCGGCAUAUAUAUAUUAACGACCAUGGCCACCUUGUUUCUUCAUUGGGCUAGCUCCAUUGUUUCGGUUUCAGAGCUCCUUUUACAUGAAAAGUGUCUUAUUAAGAAAGAUGUGUCGAAGAAUAUACUGGAACUAUGUUGUGGGGAAAAAAAGGAUCACGGAUUUAGUUUAAUGAUAGCAUAUUUAUUUUAUUAGUGAUGGUUAAUGGGUCGUAGGAGGAGCAGAACGAUUUAUAUCUCCAAUGAUCCUGUGGCGGUGGCCCAAAUGUACUGCUGAGUGCUUCAGGCGCAGGAAGCUUUUCCCCUGGGAAGUUUCUUCUUGCCCCUACUCCGUAAAUGCCACAUCAGUUCAGUGUGAUGACUCAAGCGGUGACGAAAAGCUGAAUUUUGCUCCUGGUAAUGAGCCUAUCCAGAAAUGGCACCGGUUUUUGACCUCUGACAAUGUUGUGCAUACACUCCGCUAUCUAAGGAGGAAACCUGCAGUUGCAUUUGCCUACUUUAAAGAUACACAUAGCCUUGGUUUUCACCAUGACUUCUCAACCUACUCAGAGAUCAUACAGAUUUUGUCCCAUUCAUUCCAGGGGAAGAUGCUGGUAUCCUUGUUUUGUGAGAUUCUCUCAGGAACUGAUAGUGGUGGCCCUGAAAUCUUAGCGCUCAUUGAUCACUUGAGAAAAACAUGUGCCACUUCUCACGUACUCUCAUAUGCAGUCAAUUGCUUAAUCAAGGCAUACACCACCUGCCAUGAUGCACAAGAAACAGUAGAUAUGUUUUGUCACCUUUGCAGGCUUGGAUUUGUUCCAACGCUUUGGGCUUGCAACUUUCUGCUCAAAUUUGUAUCUCAGAGCAGUGAUUCACAUAUGGUUGUAGCAGCUUAUGAUCGAAUGAAGUGCUUUCAGUUGACCCUGGAUGCUCAAUCAUUGAACAUAGUCACUAGAUCUCUUUUUCAAGCAAACAAGGCAGACGAAGCAUUCCGAGUUUGGGUUGGGAUGAUUGAAAUGGGAGUGAAAUUAGAUGUACAAGGAUACUCAUCAUUUAUAAUUGGCCUUUGUGAUUGUGGAAAGUAUGACCUAGCUUAUAACAUGGUAAGAAGAUACGCUGUUCUACAAGAGAUAUCCCAAGAGAGGGUUCCAAUUGAAGCCUUCGCGUAUAAUAUGGUAAUUGAUGGACUAUGCAAAGAAAUGAAACUGGAGGAGGCUGAAAAGGUCUUGGAGAUCAAGACCAGACAUGGAUCUACCCCUGAUCUAUAUGGCUAUAGCUAUCUCAUUCAUAGUCAUUGCAAAAUGGGUAACCUAGAGAAGGCAUGGUAUCAUAUUGAAGACAUGGUAUCCCAUGGCAUCGAGAUAAAUUGUCACAUUGUUGGUUCCCUUCUACAGUGCCUCAGGAAAUUAGGCAUGAUAUCUGAAGUUAUUGUGCACUUCCAGAAAUUUAGAGAUUUAGGGCUCCAUCUUGAUGGCGUGCUUUAUAACGUUGCUAUGGAUGCUUAUUGCAAGCUUGGGAACAUGAAUGAGGCAGUUAAGCUACUGAAUGAAAUGAUGGCGGGAGGUUUGGUACCAGACAAAAUCCACUAUACAUGCCUGAUCAACGGUUACUGUCUGAAAGGAGAAACAGAAAAUGCCUGGCAAGUAUUUGAGCAGAUGCUGAAGGCAAACAUAAAACCAGAUGUAGUUACAUAUAACAUAUUGUCCAGUGGAUAUAGCAGGAAUGGCCUUGUUAUGAAGGUAUUUGACCUUCUAGAGCACAUGAUGGAUCAAGGGCUGGAGCCUAAUUCGCUCACCUAUGGUAUAGCUAUUGCUGGUUUUUGUAGAGGAGGCAACUUGAGUGAAGCAGAGGUGUUAUUUAAUAUAGUAGAAGAAAAGGGAAUAGAUAAUAUCGAUGUGUUGUACAGUUCUAUGGUUUGUGGUUAUUUGCACUCAGGCUGGACUGACCAUGCUUACAUGCUUUUUCUUAGAGUUGCUAAACAAGGAAAUAUGGUGGAUCAUUUGUCAUGUUCAAAAUUGAUAAAUGGCCUCUGUAGGGAUGAAAAGGUUCAAGAGGCAUCAACUGUAUGCAGUAUGAUGCUUGAAAAGAAUGUUGUGCCUCAUGUAAUUUCAUAUAGCAAGCUUAUAUCAGCUUAUUGUCAGUCAAGAGAUAUGCGGAAUGCUCACUUAUGGUUCCACGAUAUGGUUGAGCGAGGACUUUCUGAUGUCACUGCAUACACUAUACUGAUGAAUGGUUAUUGCAAGGUUGGUCAGUUGCAAGAAGCAUGUGAAUUAUUUGUUCAAAUGGUAAAUUUAGGAAUCAAGCCUGAUGUAGUCGCAUACACAGUGCUAUUGGAUGGCCACCUAAAGGAGACCCUACAACAAGGGUGGCAGGGCAUCGCUAAGGAAAGGAGGACCUUUUUUCUUAGAACAAAACAUAAGGUGUUGCUGAGCUCUAUGAAAGAAAUGGAAAUUGAACCUGAUGUAACCUGUUACACAGUAUUGAUUUAUGGACAAUGCAAAGCAGAAUAUCUAGAGGAAGCAAGGGGGUUGUUUGAUGAGAUGUUAGCGAAAGGACUUACACCUGAUGUUGACGCAUACACAACUCUUAUAAAUGGAUACUGUAGCCAGGGAGAAAUAGCUAAGGCUGAAGAUCUUUUCCAAGAAAUGAUAGAUAAGGGAAUGAAACCAGAUGUACUGAGCUUUUCAGUAUUACAUCAGAGAACCUUGAGACAUCGAAAGGUUCAUUAAUAUCUGUGAUAUCCUAAAGGUUGUGUUGAUGGAUGCCACUUUGACUGAAGGGGCAUCCUGCCAACGAAAAGGCUGUUUUGUUCUUAGAAUCCUACCAGAUUCGGUCAUGAGUGCUAGUGAUCGGUGUGCCUAUGUGGCUAUGUCAGGAAGGUGGACACCUGGAGCAUAGAAAGACUGCUCUCUCAGCACAUGGGUCCUCAAGGAGAACAAAAUUCAGCUACAUCAGCAUCUGGAUCGACGACUAUCAACGGAGCUGUGCAGACACCAUCGUGGCAAAGCUGGCUGUGGCAUGGCACUGAUGCCAUUUGAGGGUUCCCAGACAACCAAGAGCUAGAAGACAGAGUGUUCGACCCUGAAGCUGGUGAAGUUGGCGAAGGCAAUACUUCCUCUUUCUGGAAAAUGGACAGGGUUCGCAGAGUUGGGUUAAACAGGUUGGAUGGGAGCAUUCGCAAGACUGGAGAAGGCCUCGCGCAUGCGCCAGUUGCAGCGCCGGAGCCAGGCUCGCCGGAACGAAGUUGGUUUUUGUUUCCUGGCAGCCAGGCUGAGUGGCUGCCUUUGCACCCGUUGGGCCAGGCUGAAGGCCUCGUGCAGCCAACCAAACGGUGCACAGGUGCAUCCGACGGGCCAGGUUGGGGCUGCUUCCCCCAACCAAUCACGCCCUGUUUUCGACAAAACUAUUACUACAUUGAACUGCAGGUGGCCUGUGCAGUGCUCAUGCCAUGUUGGUGUCAUCCUAACAGUCCAUGUCGCCAUUAUACUGAUGACUGGAAUGAUGAUGUAUCCAAGGAUGAGCUGGACUCUGAAAUCCCACAUGGCAAUGAGACGAAAUACAGAUACAUAAUAAUGGGAAUGAUAGAUACAUGUAGUCUGUAGAAUCCAUCGCGAUUUCCCCUUGAUAGGUCUCAGGUCUCACUCUAUAUGACUAUAUCAAUCUCCAUGUCAAGUAACAUUUUUAUGUACCUCUAUUGUGCACUAUCCCUCAAGAAGUUAAUACAACAAUCUCUUGUUUAGUGCUCAUAA
Sorghum bicolor (sorghum) is the source of this 3844-nucleotide messenger RNA. RefSeq names its product pentatricopeptide repeat-containing protein At2g26790, mitochondrial. Lineage: Eukaryota; Viridiplantae; Streptophyta; Magnoliopsida; Poales; Poaceae. Gene Ontology annotation, molecular function: protein binding. The transcript has 6 exons. The record is from RefSeq and is a predicted model, not a curated record. Bases 359 to 2824 code for a protein of 821 amino acids.